AUGGACGUCACCGAGGAGGCCGCCGUGAGAUACACUAAUAUGUAUUGGCUAGAUCUUGUGAGCUCCAAAUCGGCGCGUUGCAAGGAAGAGAGGAUCUUCGAGCGUGGCCUGGUGGUCCCGCUUAAAGCGGCCGACGCCGACUCGUACAUGACGCUCGGCAUCAACGGCGCACUGGUGAGCAUGAAGGGCCGUGACUUGACAAUCGUCGACAGGAGCUGCACGUACGUCGGCCAGAUGGUCGUGUCGGGGUCGGACAUCGGCGUCUCCACGACGCUUGAUCUCGUCCAGGUCAACGCCCACGGUGAAGCAACAAAGACCAUCCGCGGCGUGCGGCCGUCCGGCCUCCGGCGCGUUAGGGCUCUCAGCCUCGGCGACUACGUGGUGUCCGGGCCGUGGCUGGGCCGGGUGGUCCAGGUGUUCCUGGACGUCGAUGUGGUGUUCGACGACGGUGCCGUCUGCAAGGUCACCGAUGCGGAGCCCAAGAAGCUACAAGCGGCGAACACGGUGGCUACUUUCCGCCUGGAGAUGAACUGCGCCUUCUACCCCGGUGACCGUGGCGACCCCUCGGCCGUCUUCAGGGAGUCACAAUGGCUAGAUGGCAACUGGAAGCCGGAGCACGAAGUGGGCUCGAUCUCCAGGGUGGAGAUAGUCAGCGUCCUUGUCUACUGGGUCGCGUCGGCGCACGGCGGCACCGAUGAGCAAGUCCUCGAGAUGUCUACGCCUUCGGCCUACCAGAAUCCUAGUGACCUGACAUUCUUCUGCUCCUCACUCGAUCUCCAGGUCAGCGUCUUUGUCUACUGGGUCGCGUCGGCGCACGGUGGCACCGAUGAGCAAGUCCUCGAGAUGUCUGCGCCUUCGGCCUACCAUAAUCCUAAUGAUCUGACAUUCUUCUGCUCCUCAUUCGAUUGCAGCUGGGGGCUGGGCGACCGCUGCUUUCUCAUUACAAAAACCGAUGAGGACGAUACUUCCGAUCAUCACCACCAGGACGAGCCAUUGCAUGCACUGCCCACCAUGACCGUCUCCAGCACUCGUACCAUCGUCGACGUGCUGUGGCAGGACGGCACACGGCAGCAUGGGGCACCGUCGAUCUCACUCAACCCCUCCGAGUGCACGGAUGAGCACGAGUUUUUCCCUGGGCAGUACGUUUUUGACAACGCUCCUAUGGAUGUCACGGCUGGUGUAGUUGGAGAUGACGACAUCGUGAGUGCCACCGACGAUGCAUCGACGCGGCGCGUCGGGGUCGUGAGAAGCCUGAAUUCCAAUGAUCACACGGUGCAGGUGUCGUGGAUCAAGGCUAACAAUGAGGCCGGCAACCUAAGCUUGGAGGUCGAGUGCGACAGUACUACCGCAAGUGCAUAUGAUCUGAGCAGGGAUCCUGAUCACUCCGUUUUCUAUGGAGACAUCGUCGUUCGUCUGCUACCAAGCGUCGCUGGAAGUACACCAGCAGUGGUAGUGCAGCAACCACAGGCCCCCGCCGAUCUUUCAUGGGUUGGACAAGUUGUUAACCUCUGUGUCGACGGCCACGUCCAAGUCAAGUGGGGUGAUGGCACCACGUCAAUGGUAUUGCCCCAUGAGAUCAGUGUUGUCAACAAGGAUAACUACACUCAACUGCAGGCUGAGAUGGAGAACUGGGCGGAGGAGGACGCCGUCGUCGAUGAUCCUCAUGAUGAAUCGGAUGCUAUCAACGUGGACAAUGAUCCAACAGAUACUACAAGUGUCGAAGGCGAUGACGGUUUUGUGGAUGAACUAGAUGGCCCUGCAGCCGUGACCAUGCAGAAUUUGGCGCAUGUAUCUGCGGGAAGCCACGAAGACCCUAACGUUGGUGGCGCUGCAACAGGGUACAACAUUGCUGAUCUCGCAGCAAGAAGCGAUGCCGGUGUCGAUGCUAGUGACGGCGACUCUGUGCAGGAUGUGGUGAAGGUCACAGAUGUCACAGGUGAUGACGAUCGUCCAUUUAACUUGCCACAUUUCGAUGUAGUGCAGAGCCCUCCGGAUGAUCACCAUUACCUUGACACCACGGACCAGGGCAGCGCUGGCAGAAAGAGAUGGGUCAAGACGGUGCAAAAAGAGUGGAAAAUACUGGAGAAUAGCUUACCAGAUGGUAUCUACGUUCGGGCAUUCGAGGGACGCAUGGACCUGCUCCGGGUGGCGAUGGUGGGUGCGAGCGGUACACCGUACCAGGACGGGCUCUUCUUUUUCGACAUGCAGCUGCCGCCGUCCUACCCAGCCGUGCCGCCGCAGGUCUACUACCACUCGUUCGGCCUACACCUCAAUCCAAACCUCUAUCCCAGCGGUACGGUGUGCCUGAGCCUGUUCAAAACCUUCGACGGCGAGGGCACAGAGGUCUGGUCGCCGGGAACAUCAAGCCUGCUCCAGGUCGUCGUCUCCCUUCAAGCACUUGUCCUCAACGACCAACCCUACUAUAACGAGGCCAGCCUUGAGGCGCUGAUCAAUACGCCGGAGGGCCACCGCAACGCGUUGCCCUACUGCGAGAACGCCUUCCUGCUCAGCCGGCGGACCAUGCUACACCUGGUGCGCCGACCGCCCCAGGGGUUCGAGGGGUUCGUGAAGGACCACUUCCGCCGUCAGGGGAGGUACGUGCUCAGGAUGUGUGAGGCAUACCUGAAAGGAUGCGUGCCUGUUGAAGAGGGGGGCAUGGAACUACCCUGCUCGGCCGGCUUCAAGAUCGCGCUUGCCAAUGUGGUGCCGAGGCUCGUGGCUGCCUUCACAAUGAAUUAA
Molecule: messenger RNA, 2739 nt
Organism: Triticum urartu
Lineage: Eukaryota; Viridiplantae; Streptophyta; Magnoliopsida; Poales; Poaceae
Source: RefSeq, a predicted model, not a curated record